Molecule: messenger RNA, 660 nt
Organism: Helobdella robusta
Lineage: Eukaryota; Metazoa; Annelida; Clitellata; Rhynchobdellida; Glossiphoniidae
Exons: 5
Biological process (GO): regulation of DNA-templated transcription
Cellular component (GO): nucleus; cytoplasm
Molecular function (GO): amyloid-beta binding; transcription factor binding
Source: RefSeq, a predicted model, not a curated record
GUGAACAAGUGCAUUGUGGACCUGUCGACAUCAGGAGCAAAGAAAGACAUAAACGAUUCCAUUGGCAAGUGGGGUGAUGGCAAGUAUUUGUACAUGGACAUUGAUCCAUCCAACCUCUGCCUGGUGGACCCGUUCGAUCUCACUGUCCUUAACACGCAGGCCAUCAAAACGCUCAGGGCGAUUGAAACAACAUCUUUUGUUCAGUUUUAUUUAUUUUAUUUCAUUCUCGUUAAUAUGGCUGUGCUGCUUUCAUCAGUCCAACUUCCAACAGAUUUCGCCUACGUAGCUCGAGAUAAGUCGACUCGCGCGUUCGCUUGCCACGUGUUUCGUUGUGACCAGCCCGCUCGACACAUCGCAUCGACCUUGUGCCACGUCUGCAAGAUGGCCGUCGCUCGCAAGAACAGCAAGUUGCUGUCGUCAACGUACUCGUCGUCGUCAGCUGUGGCUUGCGGUAGUUCAAGUUCGAAUGGCUCCCGACCGAACAAUUUGCCUGAUUUUGAUGGGGGGAGCACGGCGGCCAGUGGAUGCGGGGAGGUGCUGGCCAAGUAUGAAGACCUACUCAAAAAUUCUUCCUUCCCAACUCCAAUGGAUGAGCCAAAGAAAGUCAUCUACUGCCACUACCUGGGCACCAUCCAGGUAUCCAUGCCUACAGGUGAAUGA